This is a messenger RNA of Boeremia exigua, 1083 nucleotides long. Its product is annotated as cutinase-domain-containing protein. Gene Ontology annotation, biological process: carbohydrate catabolic process. Gene Ontology annotation, molecular function: cutinase activity. NCBI's taxonomy places the organism in Eukaryota, Fungi, Ascomycota, Dothideomycetes, Pleosporales, Didymellaceae. The record is from RefSeq and is a predicted model, not a curated record. Bases 341 to 1045 code for a protein of 234 amino acids. Gene Ontology annotation, cellular component: extracellular region. The transcript has 3 exons.
UCGUGGAGAGUCGGCCCCAAAGCAGGGCGGCUGCACCCCAAGCGUAUCUAAUAUCGCCCUUUCUGCUCUCUUCAGGAGGUCCGUGAGAUGACCAAGGUCCUUCACACCGGCAGUCGUGGCAAAAGUGGCAGGAGCAGAGCACACCAGCUGGGCGUCGGUGAAUUGGGUGCAGCACGGAUCAAUGAGAAGAACCGUGUUGCCGAUGAGACACUUAAAUACACCACCGGCUGCCAGUUGUUUGCACUGCAGAGCCACAAGGUCCACGCUCCCACAGUCCAUCGCUUACUGCCCUUCAUCAAGUCCAUCAGUUUACUCUCACUAAACUCACCCGCAAUCCACCAUGAAGCUCUCCCUGCUUUCCCUCGCCGUGCUCACUGGUGCUCUCGCAGCACCUUCUCCUGUUGCCGACCCCGAGGCCUUCCCCAUCUCUGAAGUCCCACGCGGCAUCUCUGUUGAGGACCACGCUCUCUCCAAGCGCCAGUACAGCAGCAGCAGCUACAACCAACUCACCGAUGGAACUGCCUGCCGCGCCAUUAGCGUGAUCUACGCUCGUGGAACCGGACAGCAAGGCAACGUUGGCGACUCUGCAGCCGUUGGCCCCCUGUUCUUCAACCAGAUUGCCAGCCGUGUUGGAGGAACCAGCCGACUCGCUAUCCAGGGCGUCACAUACUCAGCAAGUGUAGGCGGAUUUUUGCAGGGCGGUGAUGCUACAGGCAGCACGACCAUGACGAAUCUUAUCAGCAGCACCGCAACCCGCUGCCCCAACACCAAGAUUGUUCUUGCUGGUUACUCCCAGGGCGCACAGCUCGUGCACAACGCCGCUGUCCGCACCUCGGCGGCCAACGCUGCGAAGGUCGCUGCCGUCGUCGUUUUCGGUGACCCAAAGCGCGGCCAGUCUUUCGGUUCAAUCGCUUCGUCCAAGACACUCACCAUCUGCCACACCGGCGACAACAUCUGCCAGGGUGGCUCUUCAAUCACAGCUGCGCACUUGAACUACCAGCAGGAUGCUGGUACCGCGGGAGCGUUCGUUGCAGGAAAGGUCUAAGUAUUGACCGUAGCUAGUUUAUUGUUCUAAUGUGGAUA